This is a messenger RNA of Chenopodium quinoa (quinoa), 1094 nucleotides long. RefSeq names its product CST complex subunit STN1-like. NCBI's taxonomy places the organism in Eukaryota, Viridiplantae, Streptophyta, Magnoliopsida, Caryophyllales, Amaranthaceae. Bases 195 to 749 code for a protein of 184 amino acids. The record is from RefSeq and is a predicted model, not a curated record. The transcript has 2 exons. Gene Ontology annotation, biological process: nucleotide-excision repair; double-strand break repair via homologous recombination; DNA replication. Gene Ontology annotation, cellular component: DNA replication factor A complex; chromosome, telomeric region; site of double-strand break.
CACAAGAAUCCUUGAUCAUUUGAGUAUUUGACUCACUUUUAAACUUCAUUAUUUUUAACCUAAUUCCCAACCCCAAAUCUGAUUAGGUUUUUACUUGAUCACAUCCACCAUAGCUUUCCCGCCAAAACCAUUCUCUUCCUUGUGAAGUCACAAAAAACCCAGAAAAACCAACCAAAUUCAUUCAAAUUCCCAGAAUGUUAAAUCAUCCAAACAAGAAACCAGCAAACUAUGAAUCCUCAAUCAACCCCAAUUCGCUUCACAACAUCAAUGUCAAGCUCCUCGCUUUCGACCUCAACUCUUUAACCCAAUCCCAUUCUCUCUCCUCCUCUUCUUCCCGCGACCCGAUUGUCUUCUACCGUAAAGGAAUACCCAUUUCUCGGGUCGAAGUAUUCGGAGUUGUUGUGACCCGAGACCUCAAACCCGACAAAUUUCUGAGGUUUUCCAUUGAUGAUGGAACUGGGUGUGUUCAAUGUAUUCUUUGGUUGAAUCAGAUGACUUCUUCUUACUUUUCUCGGAGAUGCCCAUCAGAUGUUCACUCAAUUGCCCAAAUGGCAAACAUUCAGUCUAGUCGAGUUGAAAUUGGUUUUGAUGCUAGGGUUCGUGGCAGGGUUUCGGGUUUUCGGGGUUCGGUUCAGAUUACGGUGGAUGAUGUUGUGGUGGAGAGAGAUCCCAAUUACCAGAUUUUGCAUUGGUUGGAUUGUGUUAAAUUGGCUCGGAAGCGCUAUGAUGUUCUGUCUUACAAGAAAUGAGGGAAGAUUUUUCUACCACAUGCAACAGAACCUGAUCAUGCUGUAUAUAUAGGAUUUUGAACGGAAAAAGAAGCUCUUGAGGGGACAAGUUAGCCUUUAUCUUUGAAUAAAUUUUCCUACUGUCUAUCUCAAACUUUCCCCUUGUAGCCUUACCUGUUAACUUUGAAUGUAGUGCCACAUUAUAUUAAAAAAGAAAGACUGGUUGUAAGCCAUUCCAUAAACUGUGGCGUGCCUUAAUUUUCUCCUUCCCUUCCCCUUGUAUGACUACUGACUUGAGCAAAAUCACUGGUUACAUUUUUAAGCCAGCAAGUUGCCUUAUAUUAUAUCUGGGUUUGCCUCCUUUUC